This is a messenger RNA of Periophthalmus magnuspinnatus, 2357 nucleotides long. RefSeq names its product CUB and zona pellucida-like domain-containing protein 1. The record is from RefSeq and is a predicted model, not a curated record. Bases 26 to 2158 code for a protein of 710 amino acids. The transcript has 13 exons. Lineage: Eukaryota; Metazoa; Chordata; Actinopteri; Gobiiformes; Gobiidae.
GGAGCAACAGUGAGCUGUGAGCAUCAUGUUGUCCACUACACUGGUUGUCCUGCAGUUGCUGUGGCUCUCACUGGCCUCAGCAGGUCACUUCUAUGGAGGGGUGGUGACCUUCUCUGCCACAAUAGGCAGCAAUGGGAGCAUUGAGGUGGAACUUCGUAACAAGGCGACAUUCAGUUCAUGUGCUUACCAGUACGGGAGCUGUUACGGCAACUUGACUGACUGUGGCUACAACAACCAAAUCAGCUUGGGUGCAAUUGACCUAGGCAAUACCAGCACGGAAACCUCAUGGUGUCAAACAGAAACUGUUGUCAGUAAGAGGCUAACAAGUAACAGACCUUUCCGAACAUUGGAAAGCAGCUGUUGUUGGACCAAACUUGACACACCUUCUGUAUACCCAUCGUGGAAUGUUCUGACUUCAGUGGAUUUGGGCAUAAGAUCUGACACUAACAAGCCAAACAACUCUCCUAAUAUCGCCAUCCUCCCUUUUCUACGAGUCCCUCAGAACUGCAAACGGUCCUACAAACCUAUGGCCUUCGACCCUGAUGGAGAUGUUGUUCGAUGCCGAUAUGGAAACCGACAUGCUUCUGAGUGUGUUGACUGUAGAAGACAAGUGGGAUUCAGUGUAAAUGAGACUACAUGCACACUGCUCUAUUUGGCCUCUGGAAACCAAGGAGUCCAUGGAUUUGAGUUGGUGGUGGAGGACCAUCCACGGCACAAUGUUGCACUCUACUACUCUUAUGGAAUCACGAAUAAUACAAUGAGUGUUUCAUUCAGUGUGCUGCCAUUGCAAUUUGUUUUCCAAGUGGACCCAAGUGUUCCCACGUGCACUGAAGGAUAUAAUCUACCAAAGUAUGUUUCCCCAACACCCAGAGAUGGAGAGGUCAUUCUGGCACAGACUGGAAGAGAAGUAGAAAUAAGAGUGAAGGCAAUGGCUCUUUAUUCACAAGUUGAUAGGAUCAUAAUGACGGGACCACUGAAUGUCACCAAGCACAGAACCACUGCAGAUGAGUUCAUCAUCAGAUGGACUCCGAUUUCUGAAAACCUCGGACACUAUUUUCCUAUCUGCUUUGCUGUUGAAUCUAAAAAUGGAUCUUCUGUUUACCAAACUGAGAUGAGAUGUGUGCUGGUGAACGUUACUAAUGAACUAAUGAAUACAGUGGUCACCUGUCUGGAGUCUUCAAUGAUAGUCGAGGUGGAGAAGGCCACAUUACCUGAACUUCAUUAUGAAAAUCUGCGUCUGUCUGAUCCCAGUAACAUAGUCUGCAGCCUCCAAACCCACUCCAACAGCACUCACUUGGUCGCUAAAGUGCCCCUCAACACCUGUGGCACCCAGAUCGAGGAGGAUGCUGAUAAUCUGUUUUUCAAGAAUGAAAUUACCACAGUGGACAAUACCUCUACCCUCAUCACCAGAAAACACCAGUUAGAAAUGAAGUUCUUCUGCCAGUACCCCAAAAGAGGAAACGUGACAUUCACCUUCAGCGCUCACAGAGAGAAUGUGACCGUGUGGGACAAGGGCCUUGGAAAGUUCACCUACGGGUUUGAGUUCUUCCCAGAUCAGAGGUUUGUCUCCAGGAUAGACCCCCGGCUCUACCCACUCGAGUAUGACGUGGGUGAUCGCAUCUUCAUGGAGAUCGAAGCCACAACUACAGUCAACAACACAGAGCUGUUUGUGGAGUCCUGCAGAGCUGCACCCUACGACAACACCAACUACCCCCACCCCUACAACAUCAUUGAGAAUGGCUGCAACUUAGACCCAACACUGAUUGUUUAUCCGAGAAGUCACAACAGACAAUUCAAAUACAGCGUUGAGGCCUUCAAGUUCAUUGGCCUUCACGACCAGGUCUACAUCAGCUGCUCAGUGUUGAUGUGUGAAGCUGGAAACCCUCACACUCGCUGCUCUCGGGGAUGUCAGCCCAAUGGAGCAACAAGAGCCAGGAGAGAGGCAGUCAUUGAGUCAGGAACCCAUUAUGUGUCCCAGGGCCCCCUGCGUCUGAGGAGAUCUGUGGAGGCAGGAAACACAGGUCUGAACUUCAACCUCAACCUGGUCUUCAUCGCUGGCUGUGUUUUAGCCGCUGUAGGAAUGAUCUGUGGAGUCAUCAUUUACAAAUCCAAGAAAUCCAGUGUCAGAUACCAAGCUCUGCCUUCAGAUGAAACAUAGAAACACCACCUGCAGAUGCAAAGAAAUACAUUGCAGUGUCUGAAUUAUGUGAUUAAUGAAGAAUUAUGGUUGAAGGUGAUACAGAUUUAUAUGAAGUUAUGUUUGCUUUUUGUCUUGUUACAAACAUACGAUUUCUUGGUUAAAUGGGUGAAAGGUACUCUUGUUAAGUUUGUAUUACACACAUCAUGAUAUAAGAUAC